This is a messenger RNA of Diorhabda carinulata, 754 nucleotides long. Its product is annotated as endoglucanase-like. The transcript is spliced from 3 exons. Bases 31 to 711 code for a protein of 226 amino acids. NCBI's taxonomy places the organism in Eukaryota, Metazoa, Arthropoda, Insecta, Coleoptera, Chrysomelidae. Gene Ontology annotation, molecular function: cellulase activity. Gene Ontology annotation, biological process: carbohydrate metabolic process. The record is from RefSeq and is a predicted model, not a curated record.
CGAAAUGCAUAACUUAUCUACAACGUUGCUAUGGAGAGACUAAUUUUUCUAUCACUCCUAAUCCAAAUUACGAUAUGUCAUAAUUUCGAACGAGUACCUGGAGGAUUAAGCGGUGAAACAGUAAUAACAGGCUACUGGGAUUGCAAUGUAGUAUCUUGUAGUUGGUCAGCUUAUAUCCAUACUAAAAACGGUCUACCGGUUAGAGCUUGUUACAAAGAUGGCGUUACUUAUAGAGAACCCACUACUGAAGGUUCCUAUACCUGUAACAAUCAACAACCUUUCGUGAUUAAUUCAACGCUAGCUUAUGGAUAUACCGCUGUAUCUUUUAAAGGUGGUGCUGAUUUCGACCACUGCUGCUCUUGUUACCUCCUGAACUUCAAGGGUGAAUUAGAAGGCAAACGGAUGGUUUUACAAGCUACUAACACCGGUUCAGAUCUUAAAGAAAAUUCUUUCGAUUUACAAAUCCCUGGUUGCGGUGUCGGUCUCUAUAAUUCUUGUACGAGUCAAUGGGAUGCUCCAGAAGACGGAUGGGGUGAUAGAUACGGCGGUGUUCACUCGGAGGAAGAAUGUAAUCAGCUGCCUACACAAUUGCAAGAAGGUUGCAAGUUUAGAUUCACUUGGAUGGAGGGAGUCCCGAAUCCGGCAGCGACGUUCGAGGAAGUUAAAUGUCCAGCGGAGUUGAUCGAUAGGAGUAAUUGCGGGGAUUUAUAAAUAAUACAGUUAUAAAUUUGAAUAAAUGCUUUCAUUGAUAAAA